Molecule: messenger RNA, 561 nt
Organism: Scheffersomyces stipitis CBS 6054
Lineage: Eukaryota; Fungi; Ascomycota; Pichiomycetes; Serinales; Debaryomycetaceae
Gene: RPL14
Product: 60S ribosomal protein eL14
Exons: 2
Coding region: 10-411 (133 amino acids)
Biological process (GO): translation; ribosomal large subunit biogenesis
Cellular component (GO): ribosome; cytosolic large ribosomal subunit
Molecular function (GO): RNA binding; structural constituent of ribosome
Source: RefSeq, a predicted model, not a curated record
CAACCAAAGAUGUCUACCUUCUCUACCGUUAAAGCUUCCAACUGGAGAUACGUUGAAUUAGGCCGUGUUGUUUUGGUUAACAACAAGGACUUGGCCACCAUCGUUGAAAUCAUUGACCAAAAGAGAGUCUUGAUUGAUGGUCCAAAGAUCCAAAGACAAGCCAUUGCUUUGGCUAAGGUUGUCUUGACCCCAAUUGUUUUGCCAAACUUGCCAAGAGGUUCCAGAACUGCCACUGUCACCAAGAAGUGGGCUGCUGCUGAAAUCGACUCCAAGUGGGCUGCUACUUCUUGGGCUAAGAAGUUGGCUGCUAGAGAAAGAAGAUCCCAAUUGUCUGACUUCGAAAGAUUCCAAGUGUUAGUCUUGAAGAAACAAAGAAGAUUCGCUGUCAAGAAGGCUCUUGCCAAGGCUUAAACAUUCUAAAAAUCUACUGAUCAAAUCUUUUCAUAUCUUAUAUGUGUGUAUUCUUAGUUUAAUUAGUUUGAGGGUAUCAUAGUUAGGUUUUUUUAAUGUUAACGUUCCAUAAUUUUGUAUAGAAACAAAAAUAUCACAUCCAAAAACUAU